AAAGCGUCUACGGAUGGAUCUGCAGCACCGUUGUUGCAAUUGAUCUUGAUAAAAUGAAAGGAUGCUGUAUUUUGCUAGCAGUAAGUACAUUUUUUCUACCCGCCUUAAUUAUACUGGUUAUGUACGCUCUCGUUUUUGUUGCUGUUCAUAAACGCCGAAAGAUGUUGAGAAAUGGCGAACUGGGUCAAACCUGCAAUGAUCAGAACCAACGAAGUGCCUUUCUUCAAGAUCUGAAGGCUAUCCGAAUGUUGUUGGUUGUCGUGGGAGUGUUUAUACUUUGCUGGGGUCCUAUCUUGAUUUAUAUAUUGCUUGUACCCUACUAUCCAAAUUUGAUUGGUUCG
Messenger RNA from Paramuricea clavata, 341 nucleotides. The record is from the annotation of a GenBank genome assembly. NCBI's taxonomy places the organism in Eukaryota, Metazoa, Cnidaria, Anthozoa, Malacalcyonacea, Plexauridae.